Messenger RNA from Penicillium bovifimosum, 2049 nucleotides. RefSeq names its product tRNA modification protein MTO1. Gene Ontology annotation, cellular component: cytosol. Gene Ontology annotation, molecular function: flavin adenine dinucleotide binding. Gene Ontology annotation, biological process: tRNA methylation; tRNA wobble uridine modification. The record is from RefSeq and is a predicted model, not a curated record. Bases 1 to 2049 code for a protein of 682 amino acids. The transcript is spliced from 2 exons. Lineage: Eukaryota; Fungi; Ascomycota; Eurotiomycetes; Eurotiales; Aspergillaceae.
AUGGCUUUUCGAGUACGCUCAGGAGCGAUGAUGCGUCAGGGCCGUAGAAUCCGCUCAUUAUGGGGUAGAAGUCGUGGGUUUGCGACUGUUACAGAUAAUACUCGACCCUACGACGUUAUCGUGAUCGGUGGUGGACAUGCUGGAGCGGAGGCUUGCGCUGCUGCUGCGCGUUCAGGCGCGCGCACUGCGUUGGUGACGCCUUCCCUAGAGAAUAUUGGGGUUUGCUCGUGCAAUCCUAGUUUCGGUGGUAUCGGGAAGGGGACGAUGAUUCGUGAGGUUGAUGCUAUGGACGGCGUUGCGGGUCGCAUUAUCGAUAAAGCGGGCGUUAUGUUUCGGGUGUUGAAUCGGUCUAAAGGUCCUGCUGUUUGGGGACCGCGGGCGCAGAUCGAUCGUGAUCUCUAUAAAAGACAUAUGUCUGAGGAGCUGGCGAGCACAAAGAAUUUGAGUAUUGUCGAGGGAAAGGUGGCUGAUAUCGUGCUGUCCACGGAUGGUAUUGAGAAUAUCCCUGGUGCGCAAGGGAAGAUUGUUGGAGUGCGCUUGGAGUCUGGGGAGGUCAUUCCAACUGGCCGUGUGGUUAUCACGACGGGUACCUUCCUGGGUGGCGAGAUUCAUAUUGGAAUGGAUGUCUUCCCUUCAGGACGCAUGGGUGAGGCUCCCACAUACGGUCUCAGCAAGUCCCUCCGUGAAGCUGGCUUCCAACUGGGACGGUUGAAGACGGGCACGCCGCCUCGUUUGGACGGGAAGACUAUUGAUUUCAGCGCCCUGGAGGUCCAAAAGGGCGACUCGCCGCCUCAUCCGUUCUCGUACCUGAACAAGACGGUAGACGUUGGCGACGAAGGCCAGCUUACCUGCUGGAUGACGCACACGAACGAAGCUGCCCAUGAAAUCAUUCGCGCCAAUCUGGACAAGUCCAUCCACAUCCGCGAGACGGUACGCGGGCCUCGCUACUGUCCCUCAUUGGAGUCGAAAAUCAUCCGAUUCAAGGACAAGACCCAGCACCAGAUCUGGCUCGAGCCUGAAGGUUUCGCGCCCAACGACGUCAUCUACCCUAAUGGCAUCUCCAUGACCGUGCCUGCAGAUGCGCAAUACGCCAUGUUGCGAGUCAUCCGCGGUCUCGAGAACGUUAAAAUGCUCCAGCCCGGUUACGGCGUCGAAUACGACUACAUAGACCCACGCAACCUACGACCAACCCUCGAGACCAAACUGAUCAGCGGCCUCUACCUCGCCGGCCAAAUAAACGGCACAACCGGCUACGAAGAAGCCGCCGGACAGGGCAUUAUCGCCGGCACGAACGCCGGCCUUGAAUCGCAAGACCGCAAACCCCUCACCCUCACCCGCUCCGACGGCUUCAUCGGAAUCAUGAUCGACGACCUUAUCACCAAAGGCGUCUCCGAGCCAUAUCGCAUGUUCACAACACGCAGCGAAUACCGCAUCUCCACGCGUUCCGAUAACGCCGACCUACGACUCACGCGCAAGGCCCGCGAUGCAGGCGUCGUCUCCGACAAGCGUUGGAGCCAUUUCACCGAUACCGAAGCGCAGAUUCUCGAGCUGCAGACACUGCUCAGCAACACGCGCCUCUCGUCCUCUGCAUGGUCUCGAAAGGGCUUCAAGCUACGCUCCGACACCUCCGUCCGCUCGGCACUGGACAUUCUCUGCGUCGAGGGCGUUGACAUCGACACUCUGAUUCCUGAAAUCGAAGCCACGGGCAAAUCAUAUCGCCCGUCCUCGUUCGCGCCGGAAAUCCGCACCCGCGUUGCUAUCGAAGGCCGCUACGCGCCGUACCUGAAACGCCAGGAGAAGAUGGCGAUGCGCUUCCAGCAGGAUGAGAAUCUGCUGCUGCCGCCGGAUUUGGAUUAUGGGACUGUGUUUGGUAUCAGUAAUGAGGAGCGACAGGCGCUGGAGCGGGUAAGGCCUGUUAGCGUUGGCAUGGCGAAGCGAAUCGAGGGCGUUACGCCUGUCGGUGCGUUGCGGUUGUUGAUGCAUGUGCGGAAGAGCACGGGGUUUGUAGUGAAAGAGUCUGAUGUCGAUGAUGUGGUUCGAUCGGUUUAG